Molecule: messenger RNA, 2712 nt
Organism: Gigantopelta aegis
Lineage: Eukaryota; Metazoa; Mollusca; Gastropoda; Neomphalida; Peltospiridae
Product: A disintegrin and metalloproteinase with thrombospondin motifs adt-1-like
Exons: 10
Coding region: 1-1638 (545 amino acids)
Source: RefSeq, a predicted model, not a curated record
AUGUCCUGUGGGAUUAUAGACAAACAGAAACUGUUUUGUGAUUUCGUGGAGCUAAUUUGGAAGUAUAAUUUGGAGCGGUUAGCCGAAAUGAACGGGGUUUGGUCUCUAUGGGGCUCGUGGGGCAGUUGUUCCGUGACGUGUGCAGACGGCAUCGUGCAGCGAACGCGCCAAUGUGACCAUCCUCCAGUUCUGCAUGGAGGAAAAGCUUGUCCGGGAGACGCGCUCCAGACCAGACCAUGCACUCUCCCGCAAUGUCCAAUUGAUGGUGUUUGGAUGGCGUGGGAGCCGUGGUUGUCGUGUUCAGUAACGUGUGGGGAAGGAACACACAUCAGAAGCAGAGCGUGUAAAGGCCCGUUCUAUGGUGGUAAAGAAUGUCCCGGAAGUCAGACACAGACUGAAGUUUGUAAAGAUCUAGAAUGCCCAAUUGACGGUUAUUGGCACGACUGGGCUGAGUGGGAUCCGUGUAACGUGACCUGUGGGGGAGGUCGGCAGAAACGGGAACGAGUGUGUGUUGAACCCCAAUAUGAUGGAAAGGCGUGCAACGGUUCAGCUGUUGAAAGGAGGGAUUGUAACACGAACAGCUGUCCAGUCGAUGGCCAUUGGAUGGACUGGGGAUCAUGGGGCACGUGCGAUGUCUCGUGCGGCGGUGGCAUGCAAAAACGAAUUCGCGAGUGUUACAAAGGGCAAUACGGCGGAACUAACUGUGUUGGUGGACUUCCCGAAGAAGAGAGGCAAUGCAAUUUGCAGAAAUGUCCAGUCGAUGGUGUGUGGGAUCUCUGGGGUGUGUGGUCCAUCUGCACCGUCACCUGCGGCAACGGCACUCAAACACGCUCUCGCACAUGUCGUGGGCCGUUUUAUGGCGGGCGGGACUGCGAUGGCUCUAACACAGACACGAGGCACUGCAAUACACAACCUUGUCCAGUGGAUGGCAUUUGGAAAGCAUGGGCGUCAUGGUCUAAUUGUGACGUCACUUGUAGUAAUGGUACCAAGAUGCGAAAGCGAGCAUGCGCAGGACCCUACUUUGGGGGCAAGAACUGCUCAGGUCCAUUUGAUGAAAUUGCCCAUUGCUUUCUGCGUCAUUGUCCAGUGGACGGGACGUGGCAGACGUGGGGUUCGUGGUCGACGUGCUCGGUGUCGUGUGGGGGAGGAUCUAUGUCACGCUACAGGUCAUGUGACGGACCGAUCCACGGAGGAGAGGAAUGUGCUGGAAACCACACUGAGACCCAGAUAUGUGGAUCAAGGCCGUGUCCAAUUGACGGUCUGUGGGAAGCCUGGUCUUCCUACACCUCGUGCAGUACCACGUGUGGAGGAGGAAUUCAGUUUCGCUACCGCACAUGCGUACCUCCUAAAUAUGGCGGUACAGACUGUGAAGGGGCACCGGAAGAAAAUCAAAGCUGCAGUGACAAUCCAUGUCCAGUGGACGGUGUGUUUGCGGCCUGGACAGACUGGAGCACGUGCAGCAGAACGUGCGGGGGUGGUGAGACUGUGAGGACGAGGACCUGCACAGAACCAUUACACGGAGGUUCCAACUGUUUUGGAGCGUGGAGACAAAACGACACGUGCAAUACACAACCGUGUCCUGGUAUCCCAGUCUUUAUUUUUGUCCAGCAUUCAGUAUCAUUAUAUCGAUUAGUAUAGUAUGAUGAUUGUUUUCAAUUGUAUGUAUUAUAUGUUUUGAUGUUACUUGAAUCUAAUAUACUGUAAUAACGACUGCGUUGAAAUCUAGAGCAUAUAAAUACUAGUAUAACAAAUAAAAGGAAAUAUUAGCAAACUGUAAUUGCAUCAAUUAAACAAUAUAAUUAGCAUCACUGAAAACAAGUAUAGGAUUGAAUCUAAUUUGUUUUGCAUACACGAUACCUUAGCUGUUGGAUGAAUUUUUAUUAACGUUUUGAUCAAACUUUGACAGUCCAAAUAUAUUGCAGUGCAAAGCUAUAAAGACCUGAGACCGAGAAGGCUGUAGCAUUACCUGAUGCCAAACGUAUUUACUUUUACAACCCUGCAACGUCACAAAUACAAUUAUAAUUUACUUUUCUUGUUUUCUUUUUUCGGGAUAUUUAUUAUUAUAUGUUUAUUUGUAUUUACUGUAGCUAAAUGUAUAGUAGAAUAAUAAUAUACACCGUUCAAUAAGCUAUUUCUCAUUAUAAUUAUAAGAAUGGUAAAAAUUAACUGGAACGAGAAAUAUGUUAAAUUUAAUAUUUUGAGCAUCUUGACCUACAGAACUAGUUACAAAGAUCGGAACGAAAAAGCUGUCGUGUAGUGCUAUACCAAACAAAUGUGUACAAAGACCUGUCGGUGACAACAGCAAGUGUGCUUAGUGUAAAUGGCGGAAGCCAUUAUGAACACUAAGUUUAAGGAUGAAAUUUAAAGACUAAACAUGCUGCAUUAUCAAAUUAUAAAAGGAAAAAGAACAAAUGAGAUGGGAUGAUAAUAAUAUAUUUUAUGCUUGCACUUAGUGUUUAUUUGUUUUAUUUUUGACAGUGUUGUGUUGUAAUAUGUUAUUGAUUUCAGUUUUGUUGUCUUGUGUGUUUAUGUUUGCUCAUGCAGUGUUUCGUCUUAAUAAAAAUCACACAGGCUAAAUUGUGUGAAAAUGUUAUAAAACUUAUGUGAUAUAUUUAUAUUACUGUAUAAUGUAGAAUCAUAUAAUGAAAUGCAUUUAAACUGUUUUAUUUAUUUGUUUGUAGUUUUGUCAUGGAUGUUUUUCUUGUAUAAAGA